Messenger RNA from Dromiciops gliroides (monito del monte), 5376 nucleotides. RefSeq names its product SWI/SNF related, matrix associated, actin dependent regulator of chromatin, subfamily a, member 4 (gene SMARCA4). The record is from RefSeq and is a predicted model, not a curated record. Gene Ontology annotation, cellular component: nucleus. Gene Ontology annotation, molecular function: ATP binding; transcription factor binding; ATP-dependent chromatin remodeler activity. Gene Ontology annotation, biological process: positive regulation of transcription by RNA polymerase II. NCBI's taxonomy places the organism in Eukaryota, Metazoa, Chordata, Mammalia, Microbiotheria, Microbiotheriidae.
CCAGCGGAGGCGCGGCCGGCGGGCCAGUGAGCGCGGGACAGAGGCGGGCGCGCGCACCAGCUUCCCCUCACUCGGUGGCGGCGUCUUUGUUCCGUGUGGAGAAGGGAGGACUCGAGAGCCAGCGACGGGCCCGGGCCUCGGCAGAACAGGGGGGAGCGCUGGGGACGCUGUGCUGCCGGCGGUGGCGGCUCCUCCCAGGUCCGGGCAGUAGGAGACUAUUUUGAGCAGCUCCUUUGAAGAUGUCUACUCCAGACCCACCUCUGGGAGGAACACCUCGGCCAGGACCCUCUCCGGGGCCUGGCCCAUCCCCUGGUGCUAUGCUGGGCCCUAGUCCUGGACCCUCACCUGGUUCUGCACACAGUAUGAUGGGCCCUAGCCCUGGGCCACCUUCGGCAGGACAUCCCAUACCUCCUCAGGGUCCUGGAGGUUAUCCUCAAGAUAAUAUGCAUCAAAUGCAUAAGCCAAUGGAUUCCAUGCAUGAGAAGGGAAUGUCGGAUGAUCCUCGAUAUAACCAGAUGAAAGGGAUGGGAAUGAGGUCUGGGGGACAUACUGGGAUGGGGCCUCCUCCAAGCCCAAUGGAUCAGCAUUCUCAAGGUUAUCCCUCUCCUCUGGGUGGCUCUGAGCAUGCCUCAAGUCCUGUUCCAGCUAAUGGCCCAUCUUCAGCCCCACAGAUGUCUUCUGGUCCUGGUGGAGUACCGUUAGAUGGUAGUGACCCACAAGCAUUAGGACAACAAAACCGUGGCCCAACGCCUUUUAAUCAAAACCAGCUGCAUCAGCUCAGAGCUCAAAUUAUGGCCUAUAAAAUGCUGGCGAGGGGACAGCCUUUACCAGAUCACCUGCAGAUGGCAGUGCAGGGGAAAAGACCAAUGCCAGGAAUGCAGCAGCAAAUGCCAACACUACCUCCACCCUCUGUAUCUGGGACAGGACCAGGACAAGGACCAGGACCUGGACCUGGGCCUGGUCCAGGACCCGCACCUCCAAAUUAUAACAGACCUCAUGGUAUGGGAGGGCCAAACAUGCCCCCUCCUGGCCCCUCAGGAGUUCCCCCAGGAAUGCCUGGACAGCCUCCUGGUGGACCCCCAAAGCCCUGGCCUGAAGGACCCAUGGCAAAUGCUGCAGCCCCCACUAGCACACCUCAGAAACUGAUUCCUCCCCAGCCAACUGGGCGUCCUUCACCAGCACCCCCUGCAGUACCUCCUGCAGCUUCUCCUGUCAUGCCGCCACAAACACAGUCCCCUGGGCAGCCAGCCCAGCCUGCCCCCAUGGUUCAACUCCAUCAGAAGCAGAAUAGAAUCACUCCUAUCCAGAAGCCAAGAGGACUUGAUCCCGUGGAAAUUUUGCAGGAGAGAGAAUAUAGAUUACAGGCCCGGAUUGCCCAUCGAAUUCAGGAACUUGAAAACCUGCCUGGAUCCCUGGCUGGAGACUUGAGAACAAAAGCAACCAUUGAACUCAAAGCACUCAGACUCCUAAACUUCCAGAGACAGCUGCGUCAAGAAGUUGUGGUGUGUAUGAGAAGAGACACGGCCCUGGAAACUGCACUGAAUGCCAAGGCUUACAAACGCAGUAAGCGGCAAUCCCUUCGUGAGGCUAGAAUAACAGAGAAACUGGAGAAGCAGCAAAAGAUUGAACAAGAGCGGAAACGCCGUCAAAAGCACCAGGAAUACCUCAAUAGCAUUCUUCAACAUGCCAAGGAUUUCAAAGAAUACCAUCGAUCUGUCACUGGCAAAAUCCAAAAACUUACAAAAGCAGUGGCUACAUACCAUGCCAAUACUGAGCGGGAGCAGAAGAAAGAGAAUGAACGGAUUGAGAAGGAGAGGAUGCGAAGACUAAUGGCUGAAGAUGAAGAAGGAUAUAGGAAGCUUAUUGACCAGAAAAAAGAUAAGCGUCUAGCAUACCUACUUCAGCAGACAGAUGAAUAUGUGGCUAACCUUACAGAAUUGGUCCGACAACACAAGGCUGCACAAGUUGCCAAGGAAAAAAAGAAGAAAAAGAAAAAGAAGAAGGCAGAAAAUGCAGAAGGGCAGACACCUGCAAUUGGACCAGAUGGCGAGCCUUUGGAUGAAACUAGUCAGAUGAGUGAUCUCCCUGUGAAAGUGAUCCAUGUAGAAAGUGGGAAAAUCCUCACUGGCACAGAUGCCCCCAAAGCAGGACAGUUGGAGGCAUGGCUAGAGAUGAAUCCAGGUAGUGGACCAAGAUCUGACAGUGAUGAGAGUGGUUCAGAAGAGGAGGAGGAGGAAGAAGAGGAAGAACAGCCACAACCAUCACAGCCUACCCUCCCUGUGGAUGACAAGAAAAAGAUCCCAGAUCCAGAUAGUGAUGAUGUCUCUGAAGUUGAUGCAAGACAUAUUAUUGAGAAUGCCAAGCAAGUGGUUGAUGAUGAGUAUGGUGUUCCCAAAGCCCUGGCUCGUGGUCUGCAGUCAUAUUAUGCUGUGGCCCAUGCAGUCACUGAGAGAGUGGACAAACAGUCUACGCUUAUGGUGAAUGGUGUACUCAAACAGUACCAGGUAAAAGGGUUGGAGUGGCUGGUUUCCUUAUAUAAUAAUAAUCUAAAUGGGCAUCCCUGGCAGAUGAAAUGGGGCCUCGGCAAAACUAUUCAGACAAUUGCUUUAAUUACAUACCUGUAUGGAACACAAGCGGAAUCAAACGGACCUUUCCUAUCAUAGUACCCUCUUUCAACUCUGUCAAAUUGGGCAUAUGAAUUUGAUAAGUGGGCUCCUUCUGUGGUGAAGGUCUCCUACAAGGGCUCUCCAGCAGCAAGACGAGCUUUUGUACCUCAGCUUCUGAGUGGGAAAUUCAAUGUUCCUUGCUAACCUACUUAUGAAUACAUUAUAAAAGAUAAGCACAUUCUUGCCAAGGUAAGAUGGGAUAUUAUGAUUGUAGAUGAAGGUCACAAUAAGAAUCAUCACUGCAAACUAACACAGGUCCUGAACACACACUACGUAGCUCCGCGCCUGCUACUGACAGGGACGCCCCUGCAGAACAAGCUACCUGAGCUGUGGGCACUCCUCAAUUUCCUCCUCCCAACCAUCGUCAAGAGUUGCAGCACCUUUGAGCAUGGGUUCAAUGCUCCCUUUGCCAUGACAGGAGAAAAAAGUAAAGUACCUGAAAUGAAGAAGGAAACUAUUCUGAUUAUCCGACGUUUACACAAAGUGCUACGUCCUUUCCUGCUCAGGGAGCGGUUAAAGAAAGAAGUUGAAGCCCAAUUACCUGAAAAGGUGGAAUACGUGAUCAAGUGCGAUAUGUCUGCACUGCAGCGAGUCCUCUACCGUCACAUGCAAGCCAAGGGCGUGCUCCUGACUGAUGGCUCAGAGAAGGACAAGAAGGGUAAGGGUGGCACCAAGACACUGAUGAACACCAUCAUGCAGCUAAGGAAAAUCUGCAACCAUCCUUACAUGUUCCAGCACAUAGAGGAGUCAUUUUCUGAGCACUUGGGAUUUACUGGAGGCAUUGUCCAAGGCCUGGAUUUAUACCGAGCCUCUGGCAAGUUUGAACUCCUAGAUCGAAUUCUUCCCAAGCUCCGAGCAACCAACCAUAAAGUGCUGCUCUUCUGCCAGAUGACCUCUCUCAUGACCAUCAUGGAGGAUUACUUUGCAUAUCGUGGCUUUAAAUACCUCAGGCUUGAUGGAACCACAAAAGCUGAAGACCGUGGUAUGUUGCUGAAAACCUUCAAUGAACCCGGUUCUGAGUAUUUCAUUUUUCUCCUGAGUACUCGGGCUGGGGGUCUUGGGCUGAACCUCCAGUCUGCAGAUACUGUGAUAAUUUUUGACAGUGACUGGAAUCCUCACCAGGACUUACAAGCACAGGACCGUGCCCAUCGUAUUGGGCAGCAAAACGAAGUCCGGGUUCUCCGUCUCUGCACAGUCAAUAGUGUGGAAGAGAAGAUCUUGGCCGCAGCCAAGUACAAGCUAAAUGUUGAUCAGAAGGUUAUCCAGGCUGGUAUGUUUGACCAGAAAUCCUCCAGCCAUGAGAGAAGAGCUUUCCUCCAGGCAAUCCUAGAGCAUGAGGAGCAGGAUGAGAGCAGACACAGCACGGGCAGCGGCAGUGCAAGCUUCGCCCACACUGCCCCUCCGCCAAUGUGCCUCAACCCUGACUUGGAGGAACCACCUCUAAAGGAAGAAGAUGAAGUUCCAGAUGACGAGACCGUUAAUCAGAUGAUCGCCCGUAAUGAAGAGGAAUUUGAUCUUUUCAUGCGAAUGGAUUUGGAUCGUAGGCGAGAGGAAGCUCGAAACCCCAAAAGAAAGCCACGCCUGAUGGAAGAAGAUGAGCUUCCAUCUUGGAUCAUUAAGGAUGAUGCUGAAGUUGAGAGACUGACGUGUGAGGAAGAAGAAGAAAAGAUGUUUGGGCGCGGCUCCCGCCACCGUAAAGAAGUCGACUACAGUGACUCGCUGACCGAGAAGCAGUGGCUCAAGGCCAUAGAGGAAGGUACACUGGAGGAAAUCGAGGAAGAAGUCCGGCAGAAGAAGUCAUCUCGAAAACGCAAACGGGACAGCGAUGCCGGCUCCUCAACGCCAACAACCAGCACUCGCAGCCGUGACAAGGAUGAUGAUAGCAAAAAGCAAAAGAAACGUGGCAGACCCCCUGCUGAAAAGCUCUCCCCAAACCCACCAAACCUCACCAAGAAAAUGAAGAAGAUUGUGGAUGCUGUGAUCAAAUACAAAGACAGUAGUAGUGGACGCCAGCUGAGCGAGGUGUUUAUUCAGCUUCCUUCCCGCAAAGAGCUGCCAGAGUACUACGAACUCAUCAGAAAACCUGUGGACUUCAAGAAAAUAAAGGAAAGGAUCCGUAACCACAAGUACCGCAGCCUCAAUGACCUAGAGAAGGACGUGAUGCUGCUGUGUCAGAAUGCCCAGACCUUCAACCUGGAAGGCUCAUUGAUCUACGAAGACUCCAUUGUUCUGCAGUCUGUUUUCACCAGUGUGAGACAGAAAAUUGAGAAAGAGGAUGAUAGUGAAGGAGAAGAAAGUGAAGAGGAAGAAGAGGGAGAAGAGGAAGGAUCUGAAUCUGAGUCUCGCUCUGUCAAAGUGAAGAUUAAGCUUGGCCGAAAAGAGAAAGCACAAGACCGGUUAAAGGGUCGGAGACGUACCAGCCGGGGAUCCCGAGCCAAACCAGUCGUGAGUGAUGAUGACAGUGAAGAAGAACAGGAGGAGGAUCGCUCAGGAAGUGGCAGCGAAGAAGACUAAAGCGGACAUUCCACGAUGUAGACCCCGAGAGCCCCUCUUCCUUUAGCUGUAACGGGUAGCAACAAAUAUAGUAUCAGACUUCAGUAAACUGUAUAAAACUCUUCCAUAUUUAUACUGCAGAGAAGAUGUAGGACUGUUUGUGUCUUGCCUUGUCCUGGCAUCAGUAGCGUUUGUAACAGCAUUAACUGUUUUAAAA